ACUGCUUUGCAUAACAGGCGGACACAAAUACGCGUGGAAAGUUAUGAAGUCAAGUGAGUUCGGUCAUAUUUAAAGAGCUGGCGACCCACAAAAAUACACUGUUAUGGGUGGAAUUCAUCCCGUCGUGAGGGCAUUCAGGUUUUAGUCAAGCCUCGACAGGUUGCUCCUUUAAGGUCUUUGCUGUUGGAACUGAACGUUGUUGUAAUUUGUUUAUUUUGGCGAGUGGAAACAGAGGCGCGCGUACAUUAUGAAUAUCGUAACUGAAGUAUUCGUGGUCACUUUUAAAAUAAUGUGGUCGUUCGUACUGGCCGGUGCUAAAUGGUUUAUUCCUCCACGGGAAAAGAGUGUGGAGGGCCAGGUGUGUGUUAUUACUGGAGCUGGAAGCGGUCUCGGGCGACUCUUUGCGCAGGAGUUUGCCCGGAGACGAGCGACCCUUGUGCUGUGGGACAUCAACCGAGAGAGCAACGACGAGACCGCAGAGAUAGUGCGAGACAUCCACCGAGAAAUGAAGCCCUCCGCUGGGUCUUCGGAUGGUGUUCAGGAGUUGCCUCUGUUCCAGCCAAAAGUUUACACGUAUGUUUGCGACGUCAGUAAACGCGAGAGUGUGUAUUCGACUGCAGAGAAGGUGCGCAAAGAGGUGGGCAACAUCGACCUGUUGAUCAAUAAUGCUGGCGUUGUGUCCGGACGUCAUCUUCUCGAGUGCCCUGAUGAGCUUAUCGAGAGGACUAUGAUGGUCAACUGCCAUGCUCACUUCUGGACUGCAAAGGCUUUCCUUCCCAAGAUGCUUGAGCUGAACCAUGGACACAUUGUAACUGUAGCUAGCUCAUUGGGCUUGUUCACCACUGCUGGUGUGGAGGACUAUUGUGCAAGCAAGUUUGGAGCCAUAGGCUUCCAUGAGUCUUUGAGCCAUGAACUGAAAGCAGCUGAUAAGGAUGGAAUAAAGAUGACGCUUGUCUGUCCUUUUUUAGUUGACACUGGCAUGUUCAAUGGCUGCAAAAUUAGGAAAGAAAUGGCACCAUUGUUUCCACCGCUAAAGCCAGAGUACUGUGUCAAACAGGCCAUGAGAGCCAUACUAACAGACCAACCAAUGAUCUGCACGCCACGAGUCAUGUACAUGGUCACCUUCAUGAAAGCUGUUUUGCCAUUUGAUGCCAUUGUGUGCAUGUACAGAUUUAUCGGGGCUGAUAAAUGCAUGUACCCCUUUCUGGCUCAACGCAAGGAGUCCACAAACAACAAUGAAUCAAAGACUGGAAUCUAACUGGUUCUGACUGAGCAGUGCUGCUAAAUUCUGUGUUAGUUCCUCUGGAACGCUGAAAGCUGAACAUUU
Carassius carassius (crucian carp) is the source of this 1327-nucleotide messenger RNA. It is a transcript of the gene rdh10b, whose product is annotated as retinol dehydrogenase 10b. The record is from RefSeq and is a predicted model, not a curated record. Gene Ontology annotation, cellular component: lipid droplet. Bases 248 to 1258 code for a protein of 336 amino acids. Gene Ontology annotation, molecular function: oxidoreductase activity, acting on the CH-OH group of donors, NAD or NADP as acceptor. NCBI's taxonomy places the organism in Eukaryota, Metazoa, Chordata, Actinopteri, Cypriniformes, Cyprinidae. The transcript has 6 exons.